UAACUGGUUUCUUUUGCAUUGUCAUCCCACGAGCCUUCAGAUGGGAGCUUUUAGUAUUGUAAACGUGUUUCUAGUCUCUAACGAGGUUACGUUACUAUGCUAUUCAAGAAGAGCUGAUUUAUUAUACACGUUUACUGAUAUAGUUAAACGCGCUAUAAAACGUGAAGUCUGUAUGUAAUAUGUGUGCACAUUUCUGAAAGUCAACGCUUUUGUUUACAGUUAUAAAUUAAAUGUCGUUUUAAUAAUAAACUUGACUAGGACAAAAAUCUAAAAUAAAAUGGUUCAGCAUCAUUUCCAUGUGGCUGAUUUUGUGGUGUUUGCCUUGACUAUCGUGAUAUCUGUCGGCAUUGGUAUUUACUAUGCUUUCUCUGGCGGACGUCAGAAAACCACAUCAGAAUACCUCGUGGGAGGCCGGACCAUGAACUUCAUUCCUGUGGCCAUCUCGUUGAUGGCCAGCUUCGAGUCGUCCAUCAUGAUGCUGGGCUUUCCCGCCGAGACUUACGUCUAUGGCAUUCAAAACAUCAUGGCCUCACUGGGCUUCUUCGUGACCCAGUUACUAUUUAUAGAAUUUAUAGUACCUUUAAUACAUCCAUUGAAGAUUACCAGUGCUUAUGAGUAUUUAGAGCUUCGAUUUCAAUCAAGAAGUGUUCGAUUGCUGGGAACACUUAUGGGAGUUUUAACAUAUACUUGGUAUAUGGGCGUGGUUUUGUUUGGACCAGCUGUGGCUUUGGAGGCUGUGACUGGCUUUUCACUGUGGAGUUCAAUCUUCGUCAUAUCAUUUGUCUCCGUCGUCUACACAGCUAUAGGUGGUUUAAAAGCUGUCAUAUGGACAGACGUGUUUCAAGCAGUGGUCAUGCUGACAGGGAUAUUCGCAAUACUUAUUAAGGGGACGAUUGACUCCGGUGGACCUCAGGCAGUUUGGGACAAAGCUUAUGAUGGAGGCAGAUUGAACUUCUUUAACUUCGACCCGGACCCACGGACACGUCACACAUUUUGGAAUCUCUUUGUGGGCAAUAUCAUUCGAUCCUUUGGUCUCGGCUUCAACCAAAGUACCAUCCAGAGAAUCAGCAGCACCAAAACACAGGCAGAGGCUAAACGGAUGUUGUUGAUUGUAGCGCCAUGUUUCCUCAUCUCUCUGUGCUUGGCGAAUUACGAAGGUAUCGUGGCUUAUGCUUACUACAAGACGAAAGGAUGUGAUCCCUUUGAAUCGAAGCAGCUCAGUGAUCCAAAUCAGAUUAUACCUUUAAUUGUUAUGGAUAUUUUUACCUAUCUGCCUGGAAUGCCAGGGCUGUUUUUGGCUUCUUUAUUCAGUGCAUCACUUAGCACGUUAUCGUCAGGUCUGAGCAGUCUCUCCGCCUUGUUAUGGGCUGACAUUGUACAUCCAAUUGUUGGUCCUCGAGUAUCCGAGUCUAAAGCGACGCUAAUAGCCAAGGUUUCUGUGUGUAUAUUUGGAGUAUUGGCAUGUGGAGUAGCCAUUCUCGUAUCACAAGUUGGAGGCACAUUGACGCAGAUUGCCGGAAGUCUGAUUUCUGCUUUUGCUGGACCUCUUACUGGCCUGUUCUUUAUCGCCUGUUUCUUUCCUCGGAUCAAAGCAAAGGGAGCUUUCUUCGGCGGUGUCACGGGUUUGACAUUCUCUACUUGGCUGUCAAUCGGCAUCACAUUUUCCAAAUCUGUCAAAAAGACGCCAUGGCUGCCUCCAGCAUCCACAGAAAACUGUCCGGUGGACGGGGCGAUCCUUAAUACUACUGACUUAGCAGAUGUCUAUGGUGCGGUCAACGUGACUGGUUUUAACGAGGUGACGUCUACUCUGAUCUGGAAUAUAACAUCAGCCGCUAUAAGAGAACCGGAAGGCAUAGAAAAGUUGUACACAUUAUCAUAUAACUGGAUAUCUAUUAUUGGAACAUUGACUACAAUAGUAAUGGGUCUAUUGUUCAGUUUGGUAACAGGUAUGAAUAAGCCUGGAGAUGUUGAUCCUAGAUAUUUGGCCAGUAUGACCGACACUGUAUUCAUCUUUAUCCCUGUGUGUAUUAGGCGUCGCAUUCGUUGCAUUGGACCACAGUUCAUAAAGGAUGAAUACAAAGCAAGAUUCCCCGAUCCUACUAAAACGCAGACGAUGUUGCAGACGGCUACUGAAUUCAAACUGAUUGUCACCAACGGUGAUGAAAACCUUGAGACAGAAUUUACAAAACAAACAGAUGAGCUUCUGCGGAAGUCCUGAACUUGAUCUUUUAGUGUUUGUCUUGUAGGAAUACAAAUUGAUACGCACAUUUAGAUCUAAUGUAUAAAAUAUAUAAUAUGUAAUGACAUUCCACAAACUCAAAGUUUCACUGAACAUAAUAAAUAAUGAAGCUGCCAAAA
Messenger RNA from Biomphalaria glabrata, 2358 nucleotides. Its product is annotated as sodium-coupled monocarboxylate transporter 1-like. Gene Ontology annotation, molecular function: symporter activity. The record is from RefSeq and is a predicted model, not a curated record. Lineage: Eukaryota; Metazoa; Mollusca; Gastropoda; Planorbidae. The transcript has 17 exons. Gene Ontology annotation, cellular component: membrane. Gene Ontology annotation, biological process: transmembrane transport; sodium ion transport. Bases 278 to 2218 code for a protein of 646 amino acids.